AUGUUUGGACAAAUGUGGGAAAAUGAGGGGGGAAUAGGAUUUGUCAUAUGUAAUAUUAAAUGUGGUUGGUGUGUACUGUUUGAUAUAUUGAAAAGACAAAAAGUCAAAAAAGAGGCAGCGAUGCUUCCGUUUGAUUUGAAUAGUUGGAUGGAUGUCACAAGAUUAAUUAUGUUGACCUUCUUUCGUAAUUGA
Molecule: messenger RNA, 192 nt
Organism: Heterostelium album PN500
Lineage: Eukaryota; Evosea; Eumycetozoa; Acytosteliales; Acytosteliaceae
Exons: 5
Coding region: 1-192 (63 amino acids)
Source: RefSeq, a predicted model, not a curated record